AUGGCAACUCGCUGUGUUGAACUUUUGCAAAAGAAUGGACUCAAAGCGAAACUCAAUGAUAAGUUUGAUUGGAUCCAUGAUACCUAUCUAAUCCUCAUACGAAUGUUCCCGGAUGGAUGCCCGCCAACGACUAUUAUCUCUAUGAAUGCACGAUAUGAUGCUCACUAUCAUACCAAGGUAGGAACUGCGCUACGACCGUUGAGAAGAGAAGAUGUGCUCUUUAUUGGUACGGGAGGCGCGGUACAUAAUUUGUAUCGGAAUAAUUGGUUUCAGAUGUUAAUGUAUCGAGACAACUUCGCCAUGAAAUCCCCUCCAGAUGCUGCAAUGCUUGAAUUUCGCCAAGAGUUCGAAGAUGCAAUGACUAAAAACUCCGGACCGGAAUUGCGAAGAGCAGUGACAAUGUCGAUGAAAUUACCUAAAUAUCGUGAUGCGCAUGGCACAGAUGAUCAUUUUAUGGCUGCAAUGUUUGUGGCAGGGCUUUGUGGAGAUUUUGAAGAUCGGGGUACUGCUGCUGUGAUGGGGGCAGAGGACUGGGAGCUGAGGAAUAUGUGUAAUAGUCAGUAUACGUUUGGAAACUGGGGCUCUGGUAAUUCGAGGAUGAUGGGCAAAGUUUAG
Botrytis byssoidea is the source of this 615-nucleotide messenger RNA. RefSeq lists its product as uncharacterized. The transcript has 2 exons. The record is from RefSeq and is a predicted model, not a curated record. Gene Ontology annotation, molecular function: ferrous iron binding; oxidoreductase activity, acting on single donors with incorporation of molecular oxygen; zinc ion binding. Bases 1 to 615 code for a protein of 204 amino acids. Lineage: Eukaryota; Fungi; Ascomycota; Leotiomycetes; Helotiales; Sclerotiniaceae.